AUGACUGCCGAUAUCCUCGACCCUACGGCGAUCCUUGCCCUUGUCCCCAAUCUACUUCCUGCAAGUUCCAAAAAGCUUGAAUCCCAGCAGGAUGCCAUCGCUGCGCUCCUGCAUGCCGCGCUCAGUGCUCUGGCUUUCAGGCUGACGGCAAUAGACGAAUCGUCGUCCUUAACCGCUUCGACUAACGAACUUCCGCCUCAGUGGAACAGAUCUGGUCCAGGCAGCUAUUCGUUCAAAUAUAAACACGAUCAGAGCAGCCUCGAGUUCCUGGUCAAGGUGUCCAAACUUGGUUCACGUACGGUCAUAAAUGCUAUCGCACUUGAAAGCGAUAAAGUCGCCACUUUGGACAUUUCUACUGACGACUUCACAUCACCUUCUUUCUACCCCCAUACCAUUGAUGCCUCCAGCAAUCGUCCUCUUGUGCAUGGAUUCAUUUCGUCCAACAGAGUGUCUGAUUUGCUAUCGCAAGUGAAGUUGAAGAUCAUCCAAAAGCUUGUGCCUGGCCUGCAGAAAGAGGGAUACACCGAAGAAAGUAACUCCGAGGCGUCUUCAAGUGCUCAUCCGCCCCAACGAGGACCUACAUACCCUCGGCCCCGUCCAGAUAAUCCCCCAGAUGCUCCGGAACCACCAUUUCACCCUCACCCAGCGUUCCCGAGAAACCCUCUGGAAAUUGGGAGACGUGAUUUAGAUCCUUUCCCGAUGAACCCGUUUGCGCCUCCUUCAUUGUUCCCGCCUACUGGAGGAGAUGGGAUGUUCGUUGGUCCGGACCAUCCCAUUUUUGGCGUUGGAAGGGGAAGUGUAUCUCCCAGGAGCGGUCCAUGGGGUGGCGAUGGUUUCCUUCCUCCUUUGGGUGCUCCACCUGGAGCAAGAUUUGAUCCUGUGGGACCAACUUUUGGUCCUUUUGGAAGAGGGCGAGGACGAAAUCCACACCAGGGACCGGACAACGAUGAAUUCAUGCCGCCUGGAAUGGGUGACAUGUUUAUGUGA
Cyclocybe aegerita is the source of this 987-nucleotide messenger RNA. The record is from the annotation of a GenBank genome assembly. NCBI's taxonomy places the organism in Eukaryota, Fungi, Basidiomycota, Agaricomycetes, Agaricales, Hemipholiotaceae.